AAAUUGCCGUUUUCUUGUUUUGAACUUCACCUUAGGGUUACUUAAGUGUCAGGAAAUGAUGCCCUGGUUCUUUAAAUUUUUUUUUUAAGGGAGAUGGGGAGGGGAAAUGACUCAUUCAGUUCCGAUGGCAAAGAAUUAGUUUACCUUUCCCGAGCUGAUUUUUUGCUGAGAAUCAUUUUCUUUGGUGGCCGUGGGGCUUCGGGAGCCAGCAGUGCGCAGAGAGCUCGGUCAUGCCACAGUCAGGAUCUUUCGCAGGCUGGUGACUUGACUUUGAAACUGUGGCACCGUGAGACAGAGAAAGUCUGCCCCGCCACCAUUUGAACGCGGAAUCCGCUUCCGUAGGUUAGAACUUCACCUUUCUAAUUUUCUGAUAAGCAUGGACUUCCACGCAGUUUUGUUCAACAUUGCAGAGGAAAUAGACAGUCGAGAUCUGGCUAGUCUGAAAUUCCUCUGCUUGGAUCAUAUCCCGUUGAAGAAGCAGGAAUUUAUCAAGGAGGCCGUGCAGCUCUUCAGGAUACUUGAGGAAAAGGGUUUGUUGGAGGAAGACAAUCUGUCAUUCUUGAAAGAACUGCUGUACCACAUUAAACGAAUGGAUCUCCUAAAUCCUCUGAACACUAACAAAGAAGAGGUGGAGCGUCAAAUCCGAACCAACGUCCAGGUUUCCUCCUACAGGGUCCUGCUUUUUAAUCUUUCAGAAGAUGUGGCAAAUUUUGAAUUGAAAUCCAUCAAAUUUCUGUUGAGUCACAAGAUUCCCAAGUGCAAACUGGAAGAUAAUAUGACCAUGAUCGAUAUUUUCAUUGAGAUGGAGAAACGGGGAAUUCUAGGAGAAGGAAACCUGUAUGACCUGAAGGCAGUUUGCGAUGUCAUUGAUAAGAAUCUAGUGAAGAAAAUCACAGACUAUGAAUCAAGCAGAGUGGAAAGAAGCACAGAAAGAAUUCCUGUGGAAAUGCAGGAUGUUGAAGAAAUGAUGAAUGACCUUCAGGCAACAUCUGGAGAUUUUCCAGGAGUAAAGGACCAGGACAAAGCUUACAAAAUGAGCAGCAGGCCUCGGGGGUACUGCUUGAUCAUCAACAACUUUGACUUCCAAAAAGCACGGAAAGAAAGGCCUGAGCAUGAGAACAUAAGGGACAGGAAGGGGACUGAUAAAGAUGCAGAGGCUCUGAAAAACACCUUCAAGGAGCUUCAUUUUGAAAUUGUACUUUUGGAAGAUCGCACGGCAAAGCAAAUACAUGAAGAUCUAAAGAACUUCCGGGACAAGAACCAUGAAGGCAAAGAUUGCUUUGUGUGCUGCCUCCUGUCCCAUGGGGAUAGAGGCACCGUCUAUGGCACUGAUGGGCAGGAGGUGGCCAUCAGGGAUCUGACAUCAUAUUUCUGUAGUUCCAAGUGCCCAUCCCUUGCUGGUAAACCCAAAGUAUUCUUUAUUCAAGCUUGUCAAGGCAAGACCUUCCAGAGUGGCAUCACCCUCGAUACGGAUUCUGAGCAGCAAAGAGAAUCUCUGGGAAUUGAUGCACUUCUUCAGAGUGAAUGCAUUCCAGAUGAGGCUGACUUUUUGCUUGGGAUGGCAACCGUAGAGAAUCAUAUCUCUUACCGACACCCAAAGGAGGGAACCUGGUACAUACAGUCCCUUUGCAAGAAUCUGAAGGAAAAAUGUCCUCGAGGAGUGGCUAUUCUCGACAUCCUGACAGAAGUAAACUCUGAAGUGAGUCAAAAAAUUGACCCGAACAACAAAGGGAAGCAGAUGCCACAACCUAAAUACACUCUUAGGAAAAAACUUUUCUUUCCCAUUAACUAGAAUUGCUGGCACUACUUAAAAUUGUAUAUAUGCUAACACUAGAGUUAAAAUAUAUUUAUUUUGUUUAAAUUUUUCUUAUGCACUUUUAUUAAGGGGUGGGUGGGUCUUGGUAUUUUAAACACUUUCAGAAAAGAAGGGGAGAUAUAUAACCCUCUCCUUUUUAAAAAAAGAAAAAACAUUAUAAUUAUGUAAUUAUUAAAUAAAAAUCAUUUUUUAAAAG
Molecule: messenger RNA, 2012 nt
Organism: Trichosurus vulpecula (common brushtail)
Lineage: Eukaryota; Metazoa; Chordata; Mammalia; Diprotodontia; Phalangeridae
Gene: CASP8
Product: caspase 8
Exons: 9
Coding region: 377-1792 (471 amino acids)
Biological process (GO): proteolysis; regulation of apoptotic process
Molecular function (GO): cysteine-type endopeptidase activity; protein binding
Source: RefSeq, a predicted model, not a curated record